Trichoderma gamsii is the source of this 1518-nucleotide messenger RNA. RefSeq lists its product as hypothetical. Gene Ontology annotation, molecular function: ubiquitin binding; phosphatidylinositol binding. NCBI's taxonomy places the organism in Eukaryota, Fungi, Ascomycota, Sordariomycetes, Hypocreales, Hypocreaceae. The coding region runs from base 1 to 1518 and encodes 505 amino acids. The transcript has 5 exons. The record is from RefSeq and is a predicted model, not a curated record.
AUGAAGUCGAUGAAGGGUCUUAGUGCUAAUUCUUCUCUUCCUCUCUUCUUGUUUGCUACAGGUGGCUCUUCCGAUCGUUCAACUGCGACUACUCCAGCAGCUACUCCAGAAGUGACAGCCCACAACAGCGUAAAAGCAUUUUGCGAGUCCGGCGGAAGCUUAAAGCAGAGUGACGAAGUGCUUUUCCUCCCUCCAAUCGUCGAUGCCGCCGAAUCCUCGCCUGCCGCCGCCGCCGAGAGCGCACGCAUAAUCCGAAAAUACAUGGCCAAGGACUACUCUUCGCGGCCGUCAUGGCAGUACAACGCCAUCAUGCUGAUGCGCAUCCUGGCCGAACACCCGGGCGAGACGUUUACGAGGAACAUCGACGCCAAAUUUGUCGAUGCGGCGAGGGCGCUGCUCAAGAGCACAAAGGAUAACAACGUGCGCCAGAUCCUCAUGGACACGCUGGAGGAGUUUGAACGCGCCAAGUUUUACGACACGAAUCUGACGCUCAUCAUAAGCAUGUGGCAAGAGGAGAAGGACAAGGCCGUUGAGAAGCACGGGAACCGAGCACCUGCAUUGCCUGUGCGUCCCACACAGUCCUUGGCGCCUGAUUUUUCCAGCAACGGACAGUCGCAAAAUUAUUUCUCUAGGCACCACAACAACAACCGAUUGCCGGAGCCCGCUGAGCUGGUCGGCAGGCUGCAGGAGGCGCGCGAGUCUGCAAAACUGCUGGAACAGCUUGUCAUGAACACGCCGGCCGUGGAGAUCCUGGACAACGAACUGAUCCGGGAGUUUUCAAACCGAUGUCUGAGCGCAUCGAGAAGCGUCCAGGGCUACAUGUCGUCAUCAACCCCCGCGCCCGAUAACGACACCAUGGAAAGCCUCAUCGACACCAAUGAGCAGCUGCAGACUGCGCUGAGCCAGCACCAGCGCGCCAUGCUCAGCGCUCGAAAGCAGCUGGGCCUCAAUGGAUCCGAAAACCCAUCUCCUGCUCCCGAACAGCAGUCGCUCCACGGCUCUGGCGGCUCCAACGGCGUUCAGGGGUGGCAACCUCCCGCUGCUGCGGCGUCAUCAUCCAAUUCCAGCCCGGCACCUGUUUCUCAUGCUUUUGGCGGCAACAGCAACGGCAACGGCAACGGCAACGGUAAUGGUGGCGGCAGCGGCAGCGGAAGCAGCAGCAAUAAAGGCAAAGGCAAAGAUUCGGAUCUCUACAACCCUCCAUCUCCUCCGCUAGACCCGGGCCGAGGCAGGGCGCCGCCACCUGAUCCGGUGUCUCCCAUAGACAACCCGUUUAGCGACCCACAGCCAACGAGCUCAAAUGGCCAGCUUGCGGUGCCCCUUGACGGGCCUUUCCAGCCAGGCUUUGGCCUGAAGAACCAUCAAGACGGCUCGUCAACACAUGGUACUACAGGGUCUGGGCACGCUUCUGAGAGCCACUCAACCCGUAUCAUGAACACUGACUACCAGGUUUCAGACGAUGAAGACCUUUACUCUUCUGCCCCCAGGAGCAGCAAAGAGCCUAUGUAUCGGUACUAG